AGUCAAAAUAGUGGCAGCACUGGCUGCGGUAAUAUUCGGCCCGCAGAGUACGGUCCCACCCAUACAAGUUCGAGUGAAAAACAGGGAAAUGUAUGCACUCUCCAGUUCGCUGAUCCGAUCGCCGGCGCUGCGCCAGGGCCUCCAAAUGGCCGCUGCCAGCCGCCAGGUGUCGCUGAAGGUGGUAUCCGUGGGCGCCACCCAGAAGGAGGAGUCGUUCUUCGAGAAAAACGAGCGCCUGGGCAGGAAGCUGUCGCCGCAUCUGACCAUCUACCAGCCGCAGCUGACCUCCAUGCUGUCGAUCAUGCACCGCGGCACUGGAUUGGCCCUGGGUGUGGGCGUCUGGGGUCUGGGAUUGGGUGCCUUGAUCUCGUCGCACGACAUCAAUCACUAUGUGACCAUGGUGGAGGGUCUCCAGUUAAGCGGCGCCACUCUGACCGCCCUCAAGUUCAUCAUCGCCUAUCCGGCAGGCUAUCAUACUGCCAAUGGAAUCCGGCAUCUGCUAUGGGACACCGGGCGAUUCCUGAAGAUCAAGGAGGUCUACUCGACCGGUUACGCAAUGGUCGCCACCUCUUUCGUUCUGACCGCAAUCUUGGCCCUUCUGUAAGCCCAGCUCCUCGGGUGUACCUAUUAAAUUCUAGUGAGAAUAUGAUGUGAAAAUUGUUAUAUACUAAAUACAUGUAGUGUGUAUAUUUAUAA
Molecule: messenger RNA, 696 nt
Organism: Drosophila gunungcola (fruit fly)
Lineage: Eukaryota; Metazoa; Arthropoda; Insecta; Diptera; Drosophilidae
Gene: SdhC
Product: succinate dehydrogenase cytochrome b560 subunit, mitochondrial
Exons: 2
Coding region: 89-604 (171 amino acids)
Biological process (GO): mitochondrial electron transport, succinate to ubiquinone; tricarboxylic acid cycle
Cellular component (GO): membrane
Molecular function (GO): electron transfer activity; succinate dehydrogenase activity
Source: RefSeq, a predicted model, not a curated record